Molecule: messenger RNA, 3491 nt
Organism: Pleuronectes platessa (European plaice)
Lineage: Eukaryota; Metazoa; Chordata; Actinopteri; Pleuronectiformes; Pleuronectidae
Product: outer dense fiber protein 2
Exons: 17
Coding region: 59-2362 (767 amino acids)
Biological process (GO): regulation of cilium assembly
Cellular component (GO): centrosome
Source: RefSeq, a predicted model, not a curated record
ACAGAAGAGCAACCUGAACCCUGGAUGAUGAUGUGACGUGUGAACGGGUCUGGACAGAAUGAGAACCAGGGAGUCCCCCCCACCGCCUCCGGGUCAUGUCCACGUAGCGGGGAACACACCUGUGCACGUGCAUGUGAGGAGCAGCAAACCCCCGCAGCUGGUUACACUGGUUCGUUCAACUGGGAACACAGGCCGACAGUUUUACUGCACGUGUAAAAACAGGACAAAAGAUUAUCAGAAGAAGGGAGAUGGAGCGAGGCAUAAGGUUCGAUCUCCGUGGAUUCCUCCAGGAGGACCGUCCUCCCGUAAAGACCUGGGCUUACACUCCUGCCAGAGAAGCCGAGCGCAGCUUCAGUCCGGACAUCGGUGUGGUGGAGAGGAGCAGGAGGAGAACACGACACCAGUUCCCAGAACCCUCAGCGUCCUGCUCCGAGAGGAAGAAGACGUCCGUCAUCUGAAGAGACAGGAUUCAAGGAGCUCACAUGGAGAGACGGACGAGCUCCUGAGGGCCUUAGUAGAAGCAGAAAUCGACGGCGUAACAGUAGCCAAUCAGCUCACUGCCCUGAAGGAGACUGUCGACAGCCUCGUUAAGGACAAGCGGCUGUCGAAGCUGAACGCAGCCUCAGUGGGGCGACAGCAGGAGCUGCUGCUGGAGAAGUUACAGAUGUUCGACUACACGAACCAGAGCCUCCGGGAGCUCCUCAGAGAGUGGACCCAGAACCAGAGAGAUUCACUGGCUUGGUCCGAACAGAAAGACGCCUUGAAGAAGAGAAUGGCCGACAGUGAAGCUGAGAACAUUCGACUUUUGGCCCAACUCAGCAACACGGAGAAAGAGGCGUCCAGGCUCGCUCUGCACUUGGACUUAGAAAAGGACAACCUGAAGACGACGGAAGAGCAGUGGAGAAUCCUGGAGUCAACACGCAACAACAUGGAGUCUCAGAUGAACACAGCUGAGGCUGGAACGGCUCGAAUGUCUGCUCAGAUUCAGGGACCGCAUUGGGAACCGUUUUCUUGGAGUACGCCAGCACCGCUUCCCUGUGCGGGUCAGAGGAUGCAGGAGAACCAGGAGCCGAAGCAGGAGGUGCUACAGACUCAGAGGCAGCGCAGGGAGGAGGACCACGAGGAGACGCAGUGGAGGCGAGACCAGAAAGCUCCGGUGACCCAGCAGGCCCCCAGGGAGAUGGAAGGAAGACUUCAGGAGAAGGAAACCCAGUUGGUUCAAGCUCUGGCCACAUCCAGUGACUGGUGCCUGAGACAUUCUAAAGAGGCGGCUGCUAAGAAGCAGCUGGAGGAGGAAGUGUCUGUUCUCAAACUCCACGUGAACGAGCUGGAUUACCGUCUUCACUCAGCAGAGGACCGGACCCGGCAGGAGAGGGAGAAGUCCCAGGAACAGCUUCAUCACCUCAUGGAUGAAAACGCCUCCACCAAGCUGGAGAACCAGAGACUCCAGGCUGAGUUUACAACAUUCGAGGAGAAACUCCGGGGAUUUCAGACUGAAGCUCAUCAGCUGAAGACAUCCAUCAAAAAGUAUGAAGACCUGGUUGAGAAAUACAAGAAGAAGGUCCAGCAGGCUCGUCUGGAGUCGGAGGAGUACUGCCUGAAGCUGGAGAUGAUGCAGAAGGAAAUGCAGGAGGUGAAGGUGAGCCUGGAGAGGGAGAAGGAGCAGGUGAGGAGGGAGCUGCUGGGCCGACUCCGCGAGCUGGAGGCGCUGCCCGACAGACUGAGCCGGACCGAGCAGCAGCUCCGAGACGCCCAGCAGGAGGUCGACGCCCACGAGCGGAGGACGAUGGAGAACAGCUCGGCCCUGUCUGAAGUCAGGCACCAGGUGAAGCAACAACACGCUCAGCUGGAGAUGUUUCAGCAGGAGAACCUGCGGCUUCAGGAGAAAAACGACAUCCUCAAAGAAACCAUCCACCGCAUAGAAAGGAGCCUGGAGGACACGAGGGAAGAACACAAAGAGAUGUCUGAGGCUCUCACCUCAAAAGAAGCCGGAGUCCAACGCGUUCAGCAGCAGCUGGAGGAGAAGAUGCAGGAGUGCAGCUCUCUGACCAGACAGCUGCAACAAGCUCUGGACGCUGCAGAGAGACAGGUUGACAACAACAUGCAGAAGGUUUUGGCCAAAGAGAGAGUGUCCCAGUCUAAAACCCUGGACCUGGUGGACCAGCUAAGUCAUGCUAAAACAGAGCUGAGUCAGCACCAGCGCAGCAAGGAGCAGAUGGAGCGUCAGUUCCAGAGUCAGCUGCAGAGCAUGAAGGACAGACUGGAGCAGUCGGACUCCACAAACUGCAGUCUGCAGAACUACGUCCAGUUCCUGAAGACCUCGUACAGAAACGUGUUCGGAGACGGUCUGCUCACAGACUGACUUCAAACUUCACCCACGCUCAUCCCACAACAUAGCAGAUCUAAAUCACAUUUAAUGAGUAACUGCUUAUUACAUGAGUCUUACACUGUUGAUGAAAUUAAACAGGAUUUCUAUUUAAUGAAAAGAAUAUUGUUUUGUUUGGAGUAAAUAACUUUUUUCACGUCAUCAGGAGGUAGAUCCCCUCUACACAGACUGCGGUAGAGACUCUAGAGCAGAGAUCUACCGGUCGAUGGCAGAGGCAUUGUGGGUAGAUCGCAUCAUGCGUGCACGACUGGACAAGAGGCAGUCACGUGGACGCGCCCAUUGACGUACCCGCCCUUCUAGCACUGACUUAUUUUGGAUCGACCACAGAUAAUGAAAGUUUGAUCAUCAAAUGAAACACAAAUAAGAGGUUUGCCUUUUAAAGAUCUGGAAACUCCAUGAAGUCUGGGGUUCAAAAGCUUUACCUCAAGAUAUCUCCCUCUGGUGGAUCAUCUGAAUGACAUCUCAUGACUCUCUUAAACUUUGAGAUGACUUUCGAGUGAUUUUAUAAAUUGAUAAAACACUUUAAGUUGUCGACCUUCGUUUAGUUGUGGAUUCGCUUCGUUCAUUUUCUUAUUUUUCCCUCCAAAAUAUCUAGAUAAAUUGGUUUUCAUCUGGAAAUAAUGUUUAAUGCAUUUCCUUCGAUAGAAUUUGAAUUAUGUACUAAACUGAAUGUCAGGACUUCCGGUCUGUCGAUACAAAUCUGAAAAGCCCUGUUCGAACAAAUUUAUUUAUUUAGAAAGUGAAACACUGGAGUGCUUUUACUUUGAAACGGGUUUGGAAGUGUUAUAAAUACGUAAGUGUCAUAAACAGAUACAAAUUGUGUUUCCCUGCAGAAUAAACAGAAACAAAUUAUGUUUUGAUUUUUAUAUGAUUUAUUGAUUUAUGCCACAAAUAUAAAUAGUUGCAACACUUUCUGUACGCGCUUCAAAUAAAAGCACUCCAGCGUUUCUGUUGCCCGAAUCCAUUCUAUUGUUUAAAAAUGUGGCUUUAUUGUGAAAUAUUUGCAGUAGCAGAAGAUGUACAGCUUCAUACUGUAAAGUACUGGUAUUUAUUUGAGUACACAGGACUACUUUUAUACAGGGAAAUAGUUAUAUUUAUGGCCAUA